UUCAACUCUCACCCACAACGGCCAUUCGCGGGACAGAGGCGCCAAACUCGAAAUUGGUGGAGGUUUAGAAAACGAGACUGUUUAUACGAUUUUUUUAAUGCACAUUUUUUGGGGGAAUAUGAAACAACGAUGACGGAGAUAUUGUUCAAUAAGAAGUUACUAGUGCAAGUGAAAUGUAAAGACUGCGAUGACAGACGUACAAAAAUCCGAAUCAGUGUUGAGCAUCAGUUCACAAGUAAUCCGAUUCAUAAAAGGGAUCUGGUCGUACGGCUGACUGAUGAUGCGGAUCUGUACUUUCUAUACAACCUCACCAUAUCAGAGGAGGAUUUCCAAAGUUUGAAGGUCCAGCAGGGCCUGUUGGUGGACUUCACCUCCUUCCCUCAGAGAUUCAUUGACCUGUUGGAACUAUGUAUAACAGAGCAGGACAAGGAGAACCCAAGGUUCUUGCUGCAGCUCUGCUGUUCUUCCUCAUCUCUGGACCACGGCCCUGCAAGCCUCAAUGUGGUGGAGACCAACCCCUUCAAGCACCUCACACACCUGUGCCUCAAACUGCUCCAUGGCACUGAUGUGGAGAUUAAGAAGUUCCUGGCCUCUUGUCUGGCCAGUAUGAAGGAGGAGAAGCAGCUGUUGGAGCAGACGCUGAAGAAGACUGAGGGGGAUCUUUCCAGGCAGCUAAGCUUCACCCAACAGACUCUGGCAGAGAAGAGUAGAGAACUGGACACGCUGCGCUCAGAGUGGACGUCCCAGUCCACCUCACUGUCCAGCAAACACACACUGGACCUCACAGCAGAGCGGGAAAAGGCUCUGGAGACGCAGACUCGUCUGCAGCAGCAGAAUGAGCAGUUGCGGCGGGAGCUGGAGGGUACCCACCAGCGGAGCACGGACCAGCUGCAGGGACGCCUGGCCGAGCUGGAGGCCUCCAACCGCGAGCUCACAGACAGGAAGUACCGCAAUGAAGCCACCAUCCGCGACCUCAAGGCCAAACUGGCUGGAGUAGAGGAGGAGUGCCAGCGGGCGAAGCAGCAGGUGGCGUCUCUGCGUCGUGAGAAUGGAGCUCUGGACCAGGAGUGCCACGAUAAGGAGCGUCAGCUGAACCAGCUGCACACGCGUGUGGCCGUGCUGGAGCAGGAGGUCAAGGACAAGGAGCAGCUGCUCGGACGCACCAGGGAAGUGUUGGAUGCUACGCAGCAGCAGAAGACGUCAGUGGAAGGCAGUGCAGAGAGUCAGCACCUCCAGAUCGGGAAGCUGGAGACCACCGUCAAGUCUCUGUCUGAAGAACUCAUAAAGGCAAACAGCAUCAUUAAGAAGCUUCAGGGUGACGUGAAGGCUCUGCUUGGGAAGAUGAAGGUAAAGAACGCGGUGACGGUCUCUCAGGAGAAGGUUCUGCAGGAGACCACUGACAAGCUGCAGCAGCUGCAGACACAGCUGCAGGACGCCCAGCAGCAGCUCCGACAACGAGACGAGGAGGUGUGUAAACUGAAGGAGCAGCUGGAGGUGACGGUGCAGAAGCUGGAUGAGAGCAGAGAGGUUCUGAAGACCAAUGAGAACGUGAUCACGUGGCUCAACAAGCAGCUGAAUGAGAACCAGUUGUCACGGAAACAGGAGAGUCUGGGCAUGUUUGAGACGCCGCCGGCCCUCUCCGCGGGGGCGGGGCUAAGGAUGGGUGGAGUCUCCAGUAACCUGCUUGACAGCAGGAGUUUUCCCCCGUCUGGUCUGGGGUACUCCUCCACCUCUCCGUCUGCCCAGGGGUACCCCGUUACCUCCACGUUAAACUCCAAACUUUCCUACCCUCUAUCGGCUGCCGGCACAGGAGCCCGGCCUGUGUUUGGCCUGCACAACCAGGGCUCUGGACCCAAGGUCCAGUUUAACCCCAUGACUGCCAAGCCUGCUCUGUCUCCUGUGGAGAGGAGAGAUGGGAGCCCCCCUGUGACGCGUGUGCCCUUUUCUAACAAAGAGAAUCGUGAUCCUGUAGGUCUGGACUCUAAGUACUUGGAGAGACGUGACGACAGCAUCCCCCUUCGUGGGCUCCUAACCAGCAUGAACAUGAACAAAGAUAUCCCGAAGCCUUCGCUGAAUAAAGCCAAGCCAGGGGUACAGCCCCCCCCCUCCGCAUACUUCCCAGGAUGAAAUCCGCAGGCGACCUCCGUAUGAACGGCUCUCCCUUACCUGCGUCGCCCACACCCAAAGCAGGCUCCUGUUUACAUCGUGCGUGUGUGUGUGUCUGCCACAUGAACCGUGCAUUAACUAGAGCAAUCUUUUUUUAUCCAUGUUGUGCGUUUUGUUAUUUAUUAAACCAGUAUUUUUAUCUGUUAAAUCGAUUGCAAAUCAGUUGGCUGGAAUGAUUGACUUUAGGUUGUUUUGCUCAACAAAAUUGAUCAACACCUGUGUGCGUGUGUGUGUGUGUUUUAAGACACAAGUGUGUAAGGAAUUACAUAACUAAAAGAGAUUUGUGAACAGCAGGCCAGAAGCACACCCCCACUGCUGGCUUCAGAAUACACUUGCAGACCGUUGGCGCCUGUAGCAUGCUAAUGUUAGCCGCUAUUCUGUUGAAACCACUUGCACACCUUUGGCGACUGUAGCAUGCUAAUGUUAGCUGCUAACUCCUGAAACGAGUUCCUGUUUGAAACGAGUCAAACACCUGUGGAGCUCAGGGGCCAUUAGCAUGCUGCUAAAGUUAUCUGCUAACCGCCAGCCAGGCUGUGGUGUUCCAUGGUGCUGGGUUGAUGUGCAUGUCACGGUACACUGUCACUGCCCCAGAGGUCCAAACAGAGAGCAGCUGGCUUUGGACAGGUGAUCAGGCCCCAAUCUGAGUCACCUUCUCUGAGGAGACGCUCCACUGCAUUAAAAAUGUGAGAUGGCAGCGAUGAUCCCUAACAGCAUUCAGACGGACCUGUGCCUGGUCGAGCGGUUUUCUCGCAGAGGUGACCUGCAUCAGGCUGGCUGAUGCUGUUCUGUUCAUCAGAUACUUGAUCAUUGGACGUAAUUCUUAAGGACAUUGAAAGGGAGCCUGUCUCCCUCAGUGAUUGGUUCAUGUUUGCUGUGUGUGUAUAUAUGUAUGUAUGUGCAAGGCAAAUGAAUGAACACACUGUAUAUUUGUGUUUGUCAAUAUUUUUUAAAGUUGUGUGAAUAAACCAUGUCAAAGUAG
Molecule: messenger RNA, 3145 nt
Organism: Clupea harengus (Atlantic herring)
Lineage: Eukaryota; Metazoa; Chordata; Actinopteri; Clupeiformes; Clupeidae
Gene: sass6
Product: SAS-6 centriolar assembly protein
Biological process (GO): centriole replication; spermatogenesis
Cellular component (GO): centrosome; centriole
Source: RefSeq, a predicted model, not a curated record